This is a messenger RNA of Iphiclides podalirius (scarce swallowtail), 1284 nucleotides long. The record is from the annotation of a GenBank genome assembly. NCBI's taxonomy places the organism in Eukaryota, Metazoa, Arthropoda, Insecta, Lepidoptera, Papilionidae.
AUGUUCAACAUUUUUACAUAUGUUUUGGAAGUAAAAAAAGAGCUUUUAGUUUGUGUUUCGCUGACGGUACUAUACUUAACCUAUUAUCUAGUGGAGGUAGUCAAGAAACCAAUAUUAAUAUGCCGGAAAGGCGAAUUCCGACAAUUAUUGGAGGACAAUGUUCCGAUAUUGAAUGAAUACUACUGGCCUACUCCUUGGUGUGUUGAAUCACGGUUGCAGACUGUUCUUGGUUCAGUACUCCGAUCUCUGCUGCUGCCUCCGUUGAAAUUUAGGCGGGAGGUGCUGCGGCUGUCCGAUGGGGGCCAGGUGGCGCUGGACUGGCUGGUGGAUGAGGGCGCCGAAGGCAGCGGCUGCGGGGAGGAGCGGGCCGUGAUGCUGGUGCUGCCCGGGCUGACGGGCGGCGCGCAGGCGGACUACGUGCGCUGCCUCGCCGCCGCCGCGAGCUCCCUGCGCGCCUCGCUGGUGGUGUUCAACAACCGCGGGCUGGGCGGGCUGCCGCUCACCACGCCGCGGCUCUACUCCGCCGUUAGCCACGAGGACGUGGCGGAGGUGGUGGCGGCGGUGGCGGCGCGCGGGGCGCCGGUGCUGGCGGCGGGCGUGUCGCUGGGCGGGCUGCUGCUCGGCCGCUACCUGGCGGAGAGCGGCGCGCGCGCACAGGUGCACGCCGCGCUCAUCGUGUCCUCGCCGCUGGACGUGGAGCAAGGCUCGCGGUGCAUGGAGCGGUGGGGCCUGAACGCGGCGCUGUCGUGGCACAUGGCGCGGCGCCUGCGCGGCACGGUGCGCGCGCGGCUGCCGGCGUGCGCGGCGCGCGUGCGCGGUUGCCGCUCCGUGCGCGCCUUCGACGCCGCCUUCACGGCGCCGCACUUCGGGUUCGCGUCGCCGGACGCCUACUACAGCGCCGCCUCGCUGCGGCCGCGCCUCGGCCUCGUGGCGCGCCCGCUGCUCUGCCUCUGCGCCGCCGACGACCCCUUCCAGCCGCUGCACGGUGAGCGUCGCCCCCGCCCCGCCCCGCCCCGCCCCCCCUUUGACGCCCGCUCUAACGCCCGCGCGGCCGCAGUGCUGCCGGUGCGCGAGGCGGCGAGCAGCGCGUGCGUGGCGCUGUGCGUGACUGCGCGCGGCGGCCACAUCGGCUUCCUGGAGGGGCUGUGGCCCGCCAGGCCGGCGCCGGCCCAGUACUUGGCGCGCUUCGCCGCGCAGUACUUCGCCGCGCUGCUGCCCCGCCGCCCCGCAACCCCCGCAACCCCCGCACCUCAAACACCUCCAACACCUCCGCCGCAAACGCAA